CUCUCUCUCUUUCUUACUCUUUGCAGUAAGUUAGAGAAAUAAAAGGAAUAAAGUGUUAUAUAUAUUAUCGGGGGAGUGUGAAGUGAUCGUGUGCUCGACAUAAAAAAGGGGAGUAAUUAAUACAGCGAUAUUCCCUUAAAAGCUUAUUACAAAAUUCAACGAUUUUUCGGUUUUCGGAAAAGCUAUAAUAAGGAGAGUAAGUGAAAAAGUGCCGCGAACGGCAAGACGCCGCAAAUCUUCGCGAGUUCGCAAAUACCGGACGGUGUAUACGCAUAUUUAAAAGGAGGAGGAGGAGGAGGAGGAGGAGGAACAGCACCAGCAGUAGCAGCAGCAGCAGCGGCAGCGGCAGAAUUAGCUAAAGAAGGACUAGGAUAUAUCUCUACUGAAAGAAGGAAAGAAGAGGAAGGAACGUUAUCGUGGCUAUGCAGCCUCGCGAAGCUAUUACCGGAAGAAGAUAACGCCGACCGUAAGUCGGACAAAAGACGAAUCACCACGGUGGUCCACGCGCACAAUAGACGCGUAAACAUUCGAAGGCUUCGAUUAGCCGAAACAUGUGGACCACGAUGUUAGUGUGGACGGUUGCCGUCGUGCUUCUACCGUCACCCCGUGUGGUAAACGCUUCGGGGGUGUUCGAGCUAAGGUUGAAGUCGUUCGUUAACGAAUACGGAAAGGAUAGUCUAGGUAAAUGCUGUUCAGGCACUACCUCGAGAACAGGCGAUUGUUCAGGUGUUUGCAAGACAAGGUUUAGGGUAUGCUUGAAGCAAUACCAAGUGAAGAUUGACACAACAACACCGUGCACUUAUGGAGAUGUCGUUACACCUGUCCUCGGCGAAAACAUCGUUACUUUUAAUCCAAACGUCGCCCUACCCAGUUUUAGUAACCCCAUCAGAUUUCCAUUCGAGUUCACAUGGCCGGGAACAUUUUCUCUGAUCGUUGAGGCCUAUCACGACUCAAACAAUACAACGCAUCAUUCAGCCGAAAAGGUAUUGAUCACCAGGCUAACCACGCAAAAGUGGCUCGACGUGGGCUUGGAAUGGAUAGAGGAAGAACAUAGGAGUGCCCAUUCACGAAUGGUCUACGAGUAUAGAGUGACGUGUUCACCACAUUAUUAUGGAAAGGGCUGCGAAAAUCUUUGCAGACCUAGAGACGACAACUUUGGUCAUUACAGUUGCAGCCCUACCGGUGAACGUGUCUGUCUUUCCGGAUGGAAGGGCGACUACUGUGCUACUCCCCGCUGCCUGCCCGGAUGCGACGAGCAGCACGGACACUGCAGUCAACCCAACGAAUGCAACUGUCAUAGCGGUUGGGAAGGAGCCUUUUGUGAUCAGUGCGUGAGAUAUCCCGAGUGUCUUCAUGGCAGUUGCCAAAAGCCUUGGGAAUGUCUAUGCGACGAAGGCUGGGGCGGACUGUUCUGUAACCAGGAUCUAAACUACUGCACGAAUCACAAGCCCUGCAUGAACGGCGGCACCUGCUUUAACACCGGCCAAGGAUCGUACACCUGCUCUUGCGCGCCGGGCUUCACCGGCACGGACUGCCAAACACCGCUUUUGGACUGUCACUCGAAGCCAUGCUUGAAUGGAGGCUCCUGUUCGAUGGAAGCAACGUAUACAAACUCGAGCGUAUCCUCCAGUGUCGGCAACAACGCAAACGGGAAUCAUCAUCAUCAUUCUUCCUCCUCGCUUGAUAGUUCAUCGUCAUCGAACAAGUUACAACGAGCAGCUUAUCGAUGUACUUGCCCACCAGGUUGGAGAGGUCGUCACUGCGAGAUGACAUCAAGAUCAUGCCGAGACUCGCCUUGUUUGCAUGGUGGUAUCUGCGAGGAUGACUCAUUGAACGGCUAUAUUUGUCGUUGUCCAGCGGGAUACGUGGGUACCGAUUGCGAAUCCCAACUCGACGAGUGCUCACCGAAUCCUUGCACGAACGGUGGCACUUGCACUGACAUGGUGAACAAUUAUCGUUGUACCUGUCCUCCUGGUUUCACUGGAGAUCGCUGCGAAAUCAACAUCGACGAUUGCCAAGGCGACCCCUGUCUUAACGGUGCCACGUGUGUCGACUUGGUGAAUCGCUUUAGAUGUCAGUGCGUACCUGGAUUCGUUGGUAGGCUCUGUCAAGACAAGGUCGAUUAUUGUCUGGCGAAGCCAUGCGCGAACGGUGGUAGAUGCAUUUCCAGAACAAACGACUAUCGUUGUGAAUGCAAGCCUGGAUUCACCGGGAAGGAUUGCAGCGUUGACGUGGACGAAUGUCUUAGCGCACCCUGUAAAAACGGUGGCACCUGUAGGAAUCGAGUGAACGGUUUUCUCUGUGAGUGUUCGAAAGGUUGGCACGGAGAAAGUUGUACGGAGGAGGUCGGUUUCGGUGGUACGGCAAUUUUACCAGUGGCAUCAGCCGCAAGUUCGUCCGGCGAAAGUGGUACUGCCAUUUUACCAGCAGCAGCGGCAGCAGCCGCUGCGGUACCACCCUCGGGUGCCAGUUAUUGGUCAGGAAAUUUAUCGAAACACGUAACCUCUGCAGCCGAAGCUAGAGACGCCGGUCUGACGACCGAACACGUAGUGGUGAUAGCAACAAUCUCAACGGCCGUACCAGCUUUUGUCUUGGUCGCAGCGCUCGCAGUAAUGUGCAUGAAGAGGCGGCAAAAGCGGGAACAGGCGAAGGCGGACGAGGAGGCGAGAUUACAGAAUGAAAGGAAUGCAGUACACAGCAGCAUGAGCAAGCGCAGCGGAGGUGUUCUCGGAGGCGGUAGCAACAGCGUCCUAGGUUCAACCGGUGGUGGAUCGGCCAUUGGGAUUGGUAACGUUGGACUUCUGAAUGGUAUUACCGGUGGUUGCGUUGGUAGCGGAGUUACCGGUGGUGGAAUCGUUUCGGGCGGAGGUGCGCUCUCCGGAUCUGGAUUAAUCAGUUCGGCUGGUGGAAGUGUCUGCACUCUUGGCACUGGAGAUGCUCACAUGAUCAAGAACACAUGGACGGCAAACAAAAGUGUAAACAACGCGAGUAGCGUCCGACAGGAUGACUUGGACUCCUCGUUCCAGACCGAUGUUACCUUGGACAGUUCCUGUUCGGGUUAUAAAGCAGAACCGGUGCUUCAAGAUGGUAGAACAAGAACGACGAAACAGUUGAACACUGAAGCUGCAGCCCACCGAGCGUCUCAUCUCUUCCAAAAAGAGAAGGACUGCUUAAGUCUGGGUCUGGGUAUUGGUGUCACUGUACUAGAAAAUACGAAGAAGUCGUCGGUCUUCGCAAACACUCCGAGCGAUGCUUGUUGUGCAGCAGAAGCGACCCUAUUGAAAAGGCCGACAACGGUGACGGAAAGUUCUGGCCCACCCGGAAGUGGAGGUGGCGGCGGCGGAGGUGGUGUUGUCGACAGUGCCUGCGGUGUUUAUGUUAUAGACGAUCAUUACAGGCACGACGCGAGCACGCUAGCGACAACCCUCGCGACGGAAGUGUAGCCUCGAGUAAUACUGUGACAUACAAAAGAACGCGUGCUUGGGACACGAAUCAAUUAGACAGCGCGCGAAUCACGAACUUGUAUUUUCUCUUAUUCUUCCCCCCAUUUUUUUCUCGUUUCACCCGACGCAUCAGAGACCGUGUCGAUCCUCAUUCUUCUUCAAUUUGAAUCAAUGCAUGCAUUGAAACAAUUCUUCGAAAGAUUCACAGAAUCUUCGUUCGUGUUUCCUCAAAGACGUCUUAUUGAUGAAAACGAGGGGAAUAACGAUGACGAUGACACUGACGAAGAUGACGACCACGACAACGAUGGUGAGAUAAUCAUUAAGAUCUCUCGUCGAGUCGAGCGACGGACUAACUAAUAUAAAUAGAAGCUCGUGAAUCGAGUUAAUAAAGUAACGAUAUGCUGUGGGGGCGGUUGGCAUAUUAGCCACUUACCCGUCUUUAGAUGUUAAUAAUAUUGUCAUGCCUCAAACAAAACUUUGUACAGAACUAAUUUAUUAUUAUUGUUAUUUACUAUU
Molecule: messenger RNA, 3959 nt
Organism: Polistes dominula (European paper wasp)
Lineage: Eukaryota; Metazoa; Arthropoda; Insecta; Hymenoptera; Vespidae
Gene: Delta
Product: neurogenic locus protein delta
Biological process (GO): multicellular organism development; cell communication; Notch signaling pathway
Cellular component (GO): membrane
Molecular function (GO): calcium ion binding
Source: RefSeq, a predicted model, not a curated record